AUGGUGUUAUUUCCUUCUAUAAAUAGGAUAGCAAACCCCCAGUCGGGGGCAAACUUACCUGGAAGUCGUCGAAGAAGACUAUUCAUCCCUCCAUCUACCCAGUACCCUCUUUUCCUUUAUGGAGAAGGAGAAGAUCAACGUUCAUUUUUGUCACUAAUAGAAACAGGAUCAGAGUCAUACUUUUCCGAUGAUAGCGAUGUUGUUAGUAUAGCAUCCUCAAGAUCUCUACCUUCCAGUUUGAGUUCAGUGGAAGAUCAAGAAAGUUUCCAUAGUUGGCUUCUUGAAGAACAUCAACGACGAUCUUUAUAUUCUGAAGAUGGACGAGACCAAGAUGAAAAUGACGAAGACAAUGCAUCCUGGCAUCAUCAUGGAAGAAGGCGAUCAAGUACACAGUCAGAAGCAAAAGAUUUCAUUCAUUUAAAAACAAAUUAUCAUAGAGAAUUUCGAAUGCUUUUCCGAAAUUCAUUUCCGUUAAUCAUUACAUUUAUUCUUGAACAUUUCUUUUCUAUUGUAAGUUUAGUUGUUGUGGGAAAAUUGGGUACAAAUGAACUUGCAGCAGUCUCCUUAGCAACGAUGACAUCGAUCAUUACGUUUGCCAUAUUUGAAGGUACUGCAACUGCUUUGGAUACAUUAUGUCCUCAAGCUUAUGGUGCCGGAAAUUAUGAGUUAAUGAGUAUCUUUGUUCAAAGAUGUAUAUUAUUUUCAUGGACCUUGUAUAUUCCAUUAAGUGUAUGCUGGUGGUAUUCUGAUAGAGCAUUUGCAUAUAUUAUUGACAACCCGGCGGUGGUCGAAUUAACCAAUAGUUAUUUAAAGAUUUUGAUACUAGGAGCUCCGGCUUAUAUAUUCUUUGAAAACUCCAAGAGGUUCUUACAAGCUCAAGGAAUCUUUGAAGCAGGAACAGGUGUUUUAUUCGUGGCAGCUCCAAUCAAUAUUGGGCUUUCAUGGUUUCUUGUUUGGAAUAAAACUUAUGGAAUAGGAUUCAUUGGUGCUCCAAUUGCCACGGUUUUCAAUUUUUGGUUUAUGUCAAUUUUAAUGAUUGGAUAUGUUCGUUUUAUAGAUGGAUUUAAAUGUUGGUUUGGUGUUGCAGGUUUCUCUGAACUUAUAUCCAAUUGGGUUCAAAUUUAUCGUCUUGCGAUUCCUGGGAUUAUUAUGAUUGAAUCUGAAUAUUUAGCUUAUGAGAUUAUGACUUUGUUUGCAUCAUACUUUGGUACGGUUCAACUAGCUGCUCAAAGUGCAGUAUCUAGCAUUGCUUCUUUGGCUUAUAUGAUUCCAUUUGCAGUGAGUAUAGCCGCACUGACUAGAAUUGCCAAUUUCAUUGGUGGUCAAAAUAAAGCAGGUGCAAUUUUAGCUACACGGGUAGCCAUGUUAUUUUCAUUAAUUGUGGCAUCGUUUAAUUGUAUAUGUUUAUUUACAUUUAGAAGAGAGAUUGCUAAAAUAUUCACCAAGGAUCCUGAAGUGAUUAAUUUAAUUGAUGAUUUGUUUCAUCCGUUAGUUGCAUUAAUUCAAUUACUUGAUGGGGUUGCAUGUAUAAACAGUGGUAUACUUAGAGGACAAGGAAGACAGAAAAUUGGUGGAUUACUUAAUUUUAUUGCAUAUUAUGCAAUUGCAUUACCAAUAGCUUUAGUUUUAAGUAAGAUUAUUGGAUUACAACUAUUUGGGUUGUGGAUUGGUAUUGGCUGUGGGAUGUUUUUAAUUGGAGCAAUCGAAACUGCAAUCAUCAUGUGGAGUGAUUGGGAUGAUAUUUUACUUAAAGCUGGUUUAUUGGUCGAAUUUGAAGAAGAAGUUGAAGAUGAUGAUUUAGAUAGUGAAAUUGGUGGUGGGUUUUUCUAA
Molecule: messenger RNA, 1830 nt
Organism: Hemisphaericaspora subhashii
Lineage: Eukaryota; Fungi; Ascomycota; Pichiomycetes; Serinales; Debaryomycetaceae
Exons: 1
Coding region: 1-1830 (609 amino acids)
Biological process (GO): xenobiotic detoxification by transmembrane export across the plasma membrane
Cellular component (GO): membrane
Molecular function (GO): xenobiotic transmembrane transporter activity; antiporter activity
Source: RefSeq, a predicted model, not a curated record